Passer montanus (Eurasian tree sparrow) is the source of this 2101-nucleotide messenger RNA. It is a transcript of the gene TRDMT1, whose product is annotated as tRNA aspartic acid methyltransferase 1. The record is from RefSeq and is a predicted model, not a curated record. The coding region runs from base 572 to 1552 and encodes 326 amino acids. The transcript is spliced from 11 exons. Gene Ontology annotation, molecular function: methyltransferase activity. Lineage: Eukaryota; Metazoa; Chordata; Aves; Passeriformes; Passeridae.
CAUCUUAGUUUAGACUAAGACAGCCUUGAAGACCUGAAAGAUAGUGGGUGGAUGGAAACUGCAUUAUUCAAAAUAAAAUCCACUGGGAUCAUCCCAGCUGGGCUUUCAUCCUCUCAAACUGUAAAUAAUUAGCUGACUAGUAGUAAUUCAUAUGGUGUCUCAUAAGGUCAUUUGUUAAUGUGUUACUUGAGCAUAUUGUGAGAUUAUUCAAAGGCAUGUGGCUGUUUGCCUUGUUUCUUUUGGUUUACAAAAGUUUUUUUAAAGUUGCCUGUGUUUCAUCUGAGGCUUUGUAAUGCCGACCAUAAUGUGAAUAUCCUGGUGGUUGAUACUGAUCUCGGGUAUCAGGAGGUAGGGUCACUUCUCUGCCUGCAGCUGUGACAGUAACCACAGCCCAUCUUCUUGGAUAAAAAGCCUCACUGAAGAAAGCUGCACAUAUGCAGAAGUGGUAGCUGCUGUUGAUGUGAACACUCUUGCCAAUGAUGUUUAUAAGCACAACUUUCCCAGCACGCCGUUAUGGGCAAAGACUAUUGAGGGCAUAACACUGGAAGAAUUUGACAGAUUAUCUUUUGAUAUGAUUUUGAUGAGCCCUCCCUGUCAGCCUUUUACAAGAAUUGGUCUGCAAGGUGAUGUGUCUGAUCCACGGACUAAGAGCUUUCUCUAUAUCCUUGAUAUUCUCCCAAGGCUUCAGAAGCUUCCAAAAUACCUACUUUUAGAAAAUGUUAAAGGAUUUGAAUCCUCUUCUGCAAGAAAUGAACUUUUGCAAACACUAGCAACAUGUGGAUUUAAAUAUCAGGAAUUUCUCUUGUCUCCAACCUGUCUUGGCAUUCCCAAUUCUAGGCUGCGGUAUUUUCUAAUUGCAAAGCUUCACCAAGAACCAUUUUCAUUUCAAGCUCCUGGACAAAUAUUGACAAGAUUCCCAGAUCAGGAUUUACUCAAGGAAAAAGGUGCUGACAAAGUGGGUGAAACUAGUUCUUCUUUGUCCUCUGAGGAGAAGAACCUGCAUCUAAACAUUGGUCCAGAUUGCAGCAGCAAGAAGAGUUUACCAAAAGGGGCCUUUCUAUUUAAGCUUGAAACAGUAGAAGAGAUGGAAAGGAAACAUAAUCAGGAUAAUGAUUCCUCUAUUCAAAUGCUAAAAGACUUCUUGGAAGAGGAAAACGAAGAAAUGAGUCAAUAUUUCUUACCACCAAAGUCCUUGCUGCGCUAUGCUCUCUUGUUAGACAUUGUUAAACCCACCUGCCGGAGAUCCACAUGCUUUACUAAAGGGUAUGGACACUAUGUAGAAGGGACCGGCUCAGUUCUGCAGACAGCAGUAGAUGUACAGCUUGAAUCUGUGUUUAAACACAUUGACGAGUUAUCAGAAGAAGAGAAGCUUAUGAAAUUGUCAACAUUAAAACUGAGGUACUUUACUCCAAGAGAAAUAGCAAAUCUUCAUGGAUUCCCUUUGGAAUUUGGUUUUCCUGAAAAGGUAACAGUCAAGCAAUGCUAUCGUCUUCUUGGAAACAGCCUCAACGUACACGUGGUGGCAAAAUUGAUCUCCAUUCUUCUUGAAUAAUUUAGAACCUGAAACUGAUGUAUAUGGACUGCUGACAGAAAAUACUUCCAUCUUUUAGGAGAAAACUGAUGGAACCUGGACAAAUACCAGAGCUUAUCAAGAUACUUGUCCAGACAUUUUGCUGAACAAUUUUGAUAUAUUUUAAUAACUUGAAUUCAUUAUGGAUUUAAACUGUAUAGGUGUUUUAUUUAAAUGGCAGUUUGCAGGACUUAAUUGCUUUAUUUAAAUGUCAUUUUUAGUUUGUAGAAUGAAAAAUAGCAGGACAUGCAAAUACUUCAAUGAGAACAAUAAGAUUAUUUUAUUUUACUUUAUUUAUUUUUUUAUCUUAAAACCAUUUUCUCAGUAGUGUGAGAAACUGUGUCAAAGCUGUUUCAGUUAGCUGCAGAGAUCAAGUUCUAUCAAGUGUAAAUCGAUCAAGUGUAAAAUGUCUUCAUCUUUAAACAUAAGUGAUCCAUUCUGAGAAGACUUACUGUAUAUAUGAUCUGAAAUUUUUAUGUGUUUUUUAGCUCAUGAAACUAAUAAAUUCAGUAUUUUAUAUACAAUUUUUAA